CGCCCCUCCCUCCCCAGCCUUCCCCCGCGAGCGGACGCGCCAGCGCCUCUGUCUCGCUUUUUCUUAUUUUCUCCCCCCUUUCCCCUUCCUUUUCUUUUCUUUUUUUUCCCCUUCCCCCCCCUCCACCAUUUCCCCUCGGAGGCGCUUCCCCCGGGCAGGGGCAGAGCCGGCCUCACCCCGCGCCUCUCCCCGGCCCCCGCCGCCUUAUGGCGAGAGGGCGCCCCCUCCUCACCCGGGCAGCAGCGGCGGCGGUCGGAGGAGCGGGACGGGCGGCGGCGGCCUCGGGCCCGGGGUCAUCAUGGAAUUAGUUCGCUGACUGACCCUUCGGCCGCAGCCGCGCGUCCCGCCCGAGCGCCCGCGCCCGCCGGCCCGGUUUGCCCUCUUGUCCCUCCUCAGUCGGCCCGGCCCUGGUCCCGCGCGCCCCGCCGCCGCGCGCCGAGGAUCAUGAGGUGGUAACGGGCCCCCGGAUGACCCCGCGUCACCCCUGCGAGGCCUACAGCUCUGCGGGGGAGGAGGAGGAGGAGGAAGAGGAGGAGAAGGGAGCUACAUCAAGCUGGGCGGCAGGCAGAUCCAAAGCGAUAUCAUGAAGUUUCCAGGACCUUUGGAAAACCAGAGAUUGUCUUUCCUUUUGGAAAGGGCACUCUCCAGGGAAGCCCAGAUGUGGAAGGUCAAUGUGCCGAAGGUACCUACAAAUCAGAAUGUUUCUCCAUCCCAGAGAGAUGAAGUGGUUCAAUGGCUGGCUAAACUCAAAUACCAGUUCAACCUUUACCCAGAAACAUUUGCUCUGGCAAGCAGUCUUUUGGACAGGUUUUUAGCUACAGUAAAAGCCCAUCCAAAAUAUUUGAAUUGUAUUGCAAUCAGCUGUUUUUUUCUAGCUGCUAAGACUGUUGAAGAAGAUGAGAAAAUUCCAGUGCUGAAAGUAUUGGCAAGAGACAGUUUCUGUGGAUGUUCCUCAUCUGAGAUUUUGAGAAUGGAAAGAAUUAUUCUAGAUAAGUUGAAUUGGGAUCUUCACACAGCCACACCAUUGGAUUUUCUUCACAUUUUCCAUGCCAUUGCAGUGUCUACUAGGCCUCAGUUACUUUUCAGGUUGCCCAAAUUGAGUCCAUCUCAACAUUUGGCAGUCCUGACCAAGCAGCUCCUUCACUGUAUGGCCUGCAACCAACUUCUGCAGUUCAAAGGAUCCUUGCUUGCUCUGGCCAUGGUUAGUCUGGAAAUGGAGAGACUCAUUCCCGAUUGGCUUCCUCUUACAAUUGAGCUGCUUCAGAAAGCACAGAUGGAUAGCUCCCAGUUGAUCCACUGCCGGGAGCUGGUGGCACAUCACCUUUCUGCUCUGCAGUCUUCCCUGCCUCUAAAUUCCGUUUAUGUCUACCGUCCCCUCAAGCACACCCUGGUGACCUGCGACAAAGGAGCGUUCAAAUUACAUCCCUCCUCUGUCUCAGGCCCAGACUUCUCCAAGGACAACAGCAAGCCAGAAGUGCCAGGCAGAGGUCCAACAGCCUUCUGCCAUCAUCUCCCAGCUGCCAGUGGGUGCAAGCACACAUCUGCUAAACGCAAAGUGCAGGAGAUGGAAGUGGAUGACUUCUACGAUGGGAUCAAGCGGCUCUACAAUGAGGACAGUGCUGCAGAAAGUGUGGGCUCUGCGUGUGGCGCUGAUGUAUCAAGGCAAGAGGGCCACGCGUCCCCCUGUCCACCUUUGCAGCCUGUUUCUGUCAUGUAGUUUCAGGUGUUACCUUCCGGUGCACACUGGGGCUGACUGCUUGGAAGUGAGAACAGGAAGCCAGGAAAGGCUGUAGAGCAGGGCAUGUGCUUAUCAGACUGAUCUCAAGUGAGCCAGGAAAAAGAAAAACACCCUUAUUUCUUUGUGCAGUUACUUACAGUUCAACAUUAUUUACUAUACAGGCAUAUAUUUAUAGACUCAAGAUCCAAAAUAUAUUUAAAAGUAAAGAAAAAGUUCUUUUUACUAAAUCAGUUCCAAUUUUUUUCUUUGUUAAAAUAAUAGUUUGCCCCAUGUCCAAAAAAUAAAAAUCAAUGUUUAGGGGAAAGUUGCAAAAGUCAUAGCUAGAAAUCUUGUUCCUUCAGUGUCCUCCUCCUCCUGCCUCUGCUGAAUACUUAAAAGGCUGUGCUUGUUGGUCUAUGUAUUCUGAAUGCCACUGAAUAGAUAACCUCCCCCCCUUUUUAAAGCAGUUAGGGGAGGACAUUAUUUUCUGUGGCAGCCAUGUUUAAUCCACAGUUCAGGUUUGUUAGUUUGAAAAAGGCACUUUGAAGCUAUCCCCAUGAAUCAGUGGCAGUAGAAAAAGUUCUCUUACUUGUGUGUCUUGUUUCCGUUUUUAGUUUAAAACCAAGAUUACUCUUAUCCUUUUUAUCUUAAAGCUUAAAAAUGGCAUGUAAUUAGGACAUUCUAAGCAUUUUUGAUAUUUAUAUAACAAUUUCUGAUAAAGUUAAUAUAUCCAGGUGCUCACCAAAGAAACAUGUAUGUAACAUACAUGUAGAUUUUUGUAACUGAUCUGUUUUUGCUCAUUUAUAAUCAGAAGCAACUGUCUGGAUAUUGGGGCAGCCCUGAUUGGAAUCUGUAACUUGUAAUUGAAUUCAGUACCCUAGUUUUGUAGUAAGCGAUUAGGGUUUUCUUGAUAAUGAGUUUUCCCUUGUUUCUCUCUGGGUGACUUCUGGCCCCUGAGCUCCCUUUGCAGUCUGAAGACAGCCCUGCAGUCAGAACCAAGCACUGCUGAGAACGCUUCUGGUAGCAAUAAAAUGUUGUCCUUA
Molecule: messenger RNA, 2760 nt
Organism: Meriones unguiculatus (Mongolian gerbil)
Lineage: Eukaryota; Metazoa; Chordata; Mammalia; Rodentia; Muridae
Gene: Ccni
Product: cyclin I
Exons: 7
Coding region: 584-1717 (377 amino acids)
Biological process (GO): mitotic cell cycle phase transition; regulation of cyclin-dependent protein serine/threonine kinase activity
Cellular component (GO): nucleus; cytoplasm; cyclin-dependent protein kinase holoenzyme complex
Molecular function (GO): cyclin-dependent protein serine/threonine kinase regulator activity
Source: RefSeq, a predicted model, not a curated record